AUGUUGUUGCGAGCCUUUUUUGCCACGCCAUUUUUCCUUUUCAGCAUCGUGAUAUCUGUACUCUCUGGAUAGUUCUGAGACUCACACGGCUCCUUUGAGAGAUUGAAGAAAAAUGAAUAAAAAUAAAAUAAAAUAAAAAGCGAGUGUGAACCAAAACUCAAAACCGCCACAAGAUUCCCUUGUGUCUUUCACAUGCUUUUUCUCUUUCUCGUGCUCUUUUUCUCUUGGUCUUUUCUUUGCUCUUUACCCAGAGAGUAUAAUAUAGUAUUAAUUUGUGGACCAGCUCUUCUCGUUCUUUUUCACGCUUCCUUUUUUUUUAUUUAUCCUAUUUGUUGGCAUACUUCUCCUAUACCCAUUUACUGAAUUUUGUCAUUCUUUCUGAAUCUACCUGAAUUCCCAUAUCAUGGAGGAUUCUAAUGUUGUGGAGGCGAAAGAUGGAACCAUUUCUGUCGCAUCCGCAUUUCCUGGGCAUCAAGAAGUUGUACAGGAUAGAGACCACAAAUUCUUAACAAAAGCAGUUGAAGAAGCUUACAAAGGGGUUGAAUGUGGAGAUGGAGGCCCAUUUGGUGCAGUUGUUGUUCGUAAUGAUGAAGUCGUUGUAAGCUGCCAUAAUAUGGUCUUGAAGAACACCGACCCGACUGCCCAUGCUGAAGUUACUGCCAUAAGAGAGGCCUGUAAAAAGCUUGGUCAAAUUGAGCUCGCAGACUGUGAAAUAUAUGCAUCCUGUGAGCCAUGUCCGAUGUGCUUUGGUGCUAUCCAUCUUUCAAGAAUUAAGAGGUUGGUUUAUGGAGCCAAAGCUGAAGCGGCCAUUGCAAUUGGGUUUGAUGAUUUCAUUGCAGAUGCUUUAAGGGGCACUGGAUUUUAUCAGAAAGCUAACAUGGAGAUUAAGAAAGCUGAUGGAACUGGUGCUAUUAUUGCUGAACAAGUGUUUGAGAAGACAAAGGCGAAGUUCCCCAUGUACUGAUUUUCAUAGUUCCCAUUGCCAUGAUUUAAAGGAAAAAAAAAAAAAAACAAA
Messenger RNA from Ziziphus jujuba (common jujube), 1015 nucleotides. Its product is annotated as guanosine deaminase. Gene Ontology annotation, biological process: purine nucleoside catabolic process. Bases 404 to 964 code for a protein of 186 amino acids. The record is from RefSeq and is a predicted model, not a curated record. The transcript is spliced from 5 exons. Gene Ontology annotation, molecular function: guanosine deaminase activity; zinc ion binding. NCBI's taxonomy places the organism in Eukaryota, Viridiplantae, Streptophyta, Magnoliopsida, Rosales, Rhamnaceae.